Exserohilum turcica Et28A is the source of this 378-nucleotide messenger RNA. RefSeq lists its product as uncharacterized. The record is from RefSeq and is a predicted model, not a curated record. Bases 1 to 378 code for a protein of 125 amino acids. The transcript has 2 exons. Lineage: Eukaryota; Fungi; Ascomycota; Dothideomycetes; Pleosporales; Pleosporaceae.
AUGCGCAGGCCCCCUCAGGACUUGAAAUCAUCUAGAGUAUGCCGACCCACUGCCCGGCGAACGCUCGCCUCACUACCGUUCACCACGCUCCAAGUCUGCCUAAUUAUGCCUGAAUGGGGAAAUGCUCAAAUUUGUACAGCCUCUGAGCUUCGACACGUGCGCAUCCAAUUUCACCCCAAGACUAGGCUAACUAGCAUUACCGGCGCAAUCGAGCGACUGUCACAGCCCUAUAAGCUCCAUCUUGCACCGCCACAACUCCGCCGCGAGCGGCAGCUGCUACCGGGUCGUCAUUGCAUAGCAAAAGCUUCGGCUGGGCCCAGACUCACAGGCUACAGCACUAUACACGCAUUAUGGCGAUGCUUUGCUGCAAAAUUUUGA